CCUCCACACGACCGUGUUCGUGACCUUUAAAGGCCAGAAUUUUUUAUUCUGCUCCUUGCAUUCUCAAUUCUACUUGCUUUUCUUGCCUUGUUGAUCAUUCUAAACCCAUUCAAUUUGGUCAUAUCAAUCGCGUGCUUAGAGGCCACGUCCAGCACGCGGUUCUGAUACCCGCGUUGAAGAACCUUCACCUCCCAUCUCAACAUCUGGCACGAGUCUGCCAUGAUGGAUUCAUCCCCGAGCAAGAUGAAUAUUCAGCCAAAUCUAUCACCUACGUCAGGUGUGAAGCGUCCGGCUCCCACAUUGUUGCCAGCCUUUGAGCCAUUCUCGUCCUCCCCAGGUCUCCCAAGACCGUCGAAGAGACAGGCGCGAUCCUCUCCCUCAGAACGCGAGCAAGCUAUCCAGAAGUACCCUACCCCGAUACCAACCUCAACCACAGGCGUCCUUUCGUCCUCUCCACCACAAAUACAUGCACAGCCGGGUCUCCACCGAGCUCCUUCUGUCUCGGAGCGGGCUCCCCUUUCUGCAGUACCCUCAAUUACGCUCCCUGAAAAUGGAGAGACAAUUCUCAUGGGCAGAUCCAGCAACUCUUCGCAUUACCAAUUGUCUGCCAACCGUCUAAUCUCCCGCGUUCACGUCAAAGCUCGCUAUAUCGCGGCAACUGUUCCUCUCGAACCGAAUAAGGUAGAGAUCAUAUGCUGUGGCUGGAAUGGAGUUAAGCUGCACUGCCAGGGUCGAACUUGGGAAUUGGGAAAGGGGGACAGCUUCACUUCGGAGACUGAACACGCGGAGAUCAUGCUGGAUGUCCAGGAUUCGCGUGUAUUGAUCGCGUGGCCGGGGAGGGGCCGUAAGGGCUCAAUCAGUGUCCAGACGGACUCUUCUUGGGAUGAUGAGAAUUCUCCAAGGGGCGCUUCCGCGAUCAAUGCUCACGGUCAGGUAAUCCACUCAAGCCCCAUACGACGUGGUCAACGUCUCGAAUCUCCGGUAUCACCCACCCCUGCCGGCCCAGCUAAUAACUCGAACUCCCUAUCUCACCUAUUCUCUGACGACGAAGAGCCUGUUGUGCAAAUAUAUGAAGAUGAAAAUCCCUCCGAAAAUAGCCAUGAUAUCGCAGCAGGAGUUUCGCAAAUCUCGACUCAGCCUGCAUCGUCGUUCUCAGCUGAUCCUAUUGAUAGCCAGUCCAGUGAACUGAGCGAUCCCGAGGAAGUAGAAGAUCCAGAUGAAGAAAAUGAUCCUAUUGUGCAUUCUUUCGGACCGUUCGGCGCCAACAUAUCCUCUCGAAUGGCAUCUUUCACUACCGCUGCAUCCCCAGAAGCGCGCCGUGGUCGUACGAGACGUGAUUCCACACCCUCUCCAGCAAAGAGAUCCAGCUCGGAAUCCACAAACAAGGCCGAUCCUGGCCCGGUCGCCAACCAUGCUGUCAAUCAACUCGCCUUCUCACGACUCUCAUCCACUCCACUCUCAAUAAUUAUGAACAACCUGCCGGCAGAACUGAAAGGAGCCAGUGCCACCCAAUCAGAGAAUAGGGGCCUGACAAAAGAUGAUCUGCGGAAGAUAUUGAACGCUACACCAUGCAUUGGAGAGAUACACCGCGAAGGAAAGGACGCAGCAGGAAAGCCACUCGAAAGCGAAUACUAUUAUAUUCCCGACGAAGACACAGACGUUCAGCGAAGAGCAACUGUUGUGGAUGGAUUGCGGAAACCGAGUUUGAGAAAUUGCAGGAAACAACAUAAGCAAUACUAUUGGAAGAGACCGAAAACACCAUGAGGAAAGUGGUUGGCUUGGUACAUACCUCGUUGGAUUUUGUAGAAGAAGCUUUAGCAUAUGGUUAUAGUAGCAUGCUCCUUAUUUGUCCAUAGUCAUACCCGGAAGCAUAUGGCGAAAGGCGUCUCUGAUUUCGUUAUCUUCAUUCUCAAGCCACCAUGGUUGGCAUGGUUGGAUUGAGAAUGAGGAGCUCUAGCUAUACCUUUGUAGGAAAAGGCGUUGUACGGUAGUCAGAAUAAAACGUGUCAAAUAAUGUC
Messenger RNA from Amorphotheca resinae ATCC 22711, 2018 nucleotides. RefSeq lists its product as hypothetical. The record is from RefSeq and is a predicted model, not a curated record. NCBI's taxonomy places the organism in Eukaryota, Fungi, Ascomycota, Leotiomycetes, Helotiales, Amorphothecaceae. Gene Ontology annotation, molecular function: protein binding. The transcript is spliced from 2 exons. Bases 220 to 1764 code for a protein of 514 amino acids.